AUGAUGGCGCCUCAGACUCGUAACCGCUCGGACGAAUUCCGCUCCAUGCUGGCAAUCCUGUAUGCAAGCGUAGUCGUAUCGGUGGCGCUGCAGCUGUACCGCCUCUUGAUGCUGAUGGGAAGUGUUCACGCGCAUGGGCUGAACCUCCGCUCGCCCAAGCAAGAAAAGGUCGAGACAUAUCCACAAGAGGCGCUCUUCGGGUACGACUGGUACGUCUGGCGCUUCAUGCUGCCCUUCAUGUGGCGUGCCGACACAGCACUCCCCUCGCGGCUGUACGAGGCGACCAUCGGUCGACGCACACUCGAGGUGGGACCCGGCUCAGCCUACUUCCCACGCCGCUCCGACGCGCAACUCUGCUACGACCUGCUCGACGUCAACCCCGUCCACCUCCACUAUACUCAUACGCGUCUCGAACGUCUCUGGGUCCAAAUCGCCCGAGAGAUCUUCCAACAUAGGCUGGUUCCAAGCCUGCCCGCGCCCCGACGCUUUUCCCCCGACAAAGAGGCUCGCGGCCGAUACUACCAGUCUCGAACAGCUCGACCGUGUGCUGGCCGCCAACGACGUACACCAGCUGUACGAUACGCUCAUCGCCAACCUCGUGAUCCACUGCAUCCCCUACGCGCCGGGUACCGACCUCGCCAACGCGGUACUGACAGGGCCAAGAUCAAGAUGUCGGCGAUCCUAACGGGCAUGGCCCGCCUGGUCACCGUGGGAGGCUCUCUGAUCGGCUGCACUGUGCUCGGGCCGAGAUGCAACGACUGGACGCAUCCAAGCGAGGCGUCGGAAGCCGCUGCGGUCCAGGCCAGCGCCAUGCUGCGUCGCAUCAAGAUCUUUGUCAACGAGUACGACUCGCUCGAUGCCUUUGUAUAUGGCGCAAAGACCGCCGCGCUCGACAUUCGUAUGGCGCGCGUCACGGGCAACCUGCUUACGUUCCAUCUCGUCAAGAGUUGA
Sporisorium graminicola is the source of this 951-nucleotide messenger RNA. RefSeq lists its product as uncharacterized. The coding region runs from base 1 to 951 and encodes 316 amino acids. The record is from RefSeq and is a predicted model, not a curated record. NCBI's taxonomy places the organism in Eukaryota, Fungi, Basidiomycota, Ustilaginomycetes, Ustilaginales, Ustilaginaceae. The transcript has a single exon.